Paramisgurnus dabryanus is the source of this 963-nucleotide messenger RNA. RefSeq names its product adenylate kinase 2 (gene ak2). NCBI's taxonomy places the organism in Eukaryota, Metazoa, Chordata, Actinopteri, Cypriniformes, Cobitidae. The record is from RefSeq and is a predicted model, not a curated record. Gene Ontology annotation, molecular function: AMP kinase activity; ATP binding. Gene Ontology annotation, biological process: ADP biosynthetic process.
GCUUUUAUUCCGUUAACACUUCCUUUUCUGGCUGAGCCAGUUUGCGGGGACCGAGUUCAAGGGACAGAAGUAACUUUAGGCAGUUUACAACUUGUAACCAUGGCUCCCGGCACACAAGAGGAAGGUACCUUCUCUGGGGUACGAAAAGGCAUUCGGGCCAUCUUGCUUGGGCCACCGGGUGCGGGGAAAGGGACGCAGGCACCCAAACUUGCAGAGAAGUACUGUGUAUGUCAUUUAGCAACCGGUGACAUGCUGAGGGCCAUGGUGGCAUCUGGCUCGGAGCUCGGUCACCGUCUUAAGGAAACCAUGGAUGCUGGCAAACUGGUCAGUGAUGAAAUGGUGGUGGAGCUCAUCGACAAUAACCUGGACACACCUGCCUGUAAGAAUGGAUUCCUGCUGGAUGGUUUCCCUCGCACUGUCAAACAGGCAGAAAUGUUGGAUGACCUCCUGGACAAGCGAAGUGAGGAUCUGGACUCUGUGGUUGAGUUCUCUGUUGAUGACUCCUUGCUGGUACGCAGGAUCUGUGGGAGGCUUAUUCACCAGCCCAGUGGACGAUCUUAUCAUGAGGAAUUCAACCCACCUAAAGAACACAUGAAAGAUGAUGUGACCGGGGAGCCUCUUAUGCGCCGCAGUGAUGAUAAUGAGAAAACCCUGCGCUCUCGGCUUGAGGCCUACCACAAGCAGACGGCUCCUCUCGUGCAGUACUACACCAAACGUGGCCUGCACACUGCCGUCGAUGCGUCUCAAUCCCCCGAAGUUGUCUUUGCCUCCAUCCUUGCUGCCUUCUCUGCUGCUACCUCUGAAAUCCAAUUUUCCCAACCCAGUCUGAUCCAGAUGAGACAGUAAGGGAUGGGGAAGUAGGGGAGCUGGACGUUCAUUUGAUCAUUCCAUGUUAUGAUUGUGUUUUGACUGAAACACAAAGGAAAAGCAUACCUCAAAUAAACAUGAUGUGAUUAUUUUGUA